Messenger RNA from Lactuca virosa, 778 nucleotides. The record is from the annotation of a GenBank genome assembly. NCBI's taxonomy places the organism in Eukaryota, Viridiplantae, Streptophyta, Magnoliopsida, Asterales, Asteraceae.
CCACCGACAGCUUGUCAAUUUUAACCUAGUAUCUUAUCGUCUCUAGCAAAUUCUUCUGUUUCACAAGAUGGCGCCAACAAAGGGUGACAAGAAGACGGCCGAGAAGAAGCCAUCGACAGCAGACAAGAAGCCAUUGAAGGCCGAGAAGAAGCUUCCUAAAGAAGGCGUUUCAAGUGCCGGAAUAGAGAAAAAGAAGAAAAAGAGCAAGAAGAGCGUCGAGACAUACAAGAUCUACCUUUUCAAGGUUUUGAAACAAGUUCAUCCUGAUAUCGGCAUCUCUGGAAAAGCCAUGGGGAUCAUGAAUAGUUUUAUCAGCGACAUCUUCGAGAAGCUCGCUCAGGAAUCGUCUCGUCUCGCUCGUUACAAUAAAAAACCGACAAUCACUUCUCGUGAGAUUCAGACUGCUGUUAGGCUAGUGUUGCCUGGUAAAUUAAUAAAUCUUCAUUGGUAUUACCUGUCUCAUCAGACCAAAAUAAAUUCUCAAUCUCCUGAAAAAUAUAUUGGCAAGUCUGCAACAUUUUCUUCUCCUGAUGACAACGUUAUAUCUGUUGAUCCAUCAGGCUGCAGUUCCAUAUCUUUCCCUACCCAUUUGAAGGCUAUAUCUGCCAUGAAAGGUAGCCGUAAGAAACGGGGAGUGGUUCCAGAAGUGAAGUUGAGAGUCAAAUGGGCUCCAGAUGUAUAUGAUCCGGUUCCGAGAAAGGACAAGCCUUUAAGGCGAGCAAAUCCUCACAAGGAAGUAAACGUAUCUCUAAGAACAUCUUCAAAUAGGGUUGCAUAA